Diachasmimorpha longicaudata is the source of this 1481-nucleotide messenger RNA. Its product is annotated as odorant receptor 82a-like. Gene Ontology annotation, biological process: sensory perception of smell; detection of chemical stimulus involved in sensory perception of smell. NCBI's taxonomy places the organism in Eukaryota, Metazoa, Arthropoda, Insecta, Hymenoptera, Braconidae. The transcript has 9 exons. The coding region runs from base 287 to 1402 and encodes 371 amino acids. Gene Ontology annotation, molecular function: olfactory receptor activity; odorant binding. The record is from RefSeq and is a predicted model, not a curated record. Gene Ontology annotation, cellular component: plasma membrane.
AUGGUAGCGACUGAAAUCGGUGCACCUGCACCACUGCAACUCUUUUUUCCCCUUCUGUCCUGUAAAUUAUUGCGGAAAAUUGUGCUGAACAACUUGCCUGUCACUCACGACUGUUCGAUUUUCCCUCUCAGACGAAUAUCGAAUUCAUUUCCAUUGUUACGAAACGGAGGGUUCCUUCUACUAGGAGUUGAAGCACUUUUGAAGGAAAUGAAAGAUCUAUGCGUUUGAAAUACGGGAAAAUAUAUUGUGGACUAGUAGCAAUACACAUAUCGAGUUUAUAGACAAAAUGGCGAACAGUAUGGACUUCUGGAAUCAGCCUUACUACAGCUGCCUAAAAAUUUUGUCACGCUCACUUGGACUCUGGCCAUAUCAGUCCCCGAGGGAGAGUUUUAUUUGUCGAUCGAUCGCAAUAUUCUUGUUCUUCUUUCAAACAAUCCCUCAGACAAUAGCUCUCCGAAAUUAUUACAAUGACUUUCAACUUGUUAUGGAGUCCAUGACUUAUUUCAUGAUUGAUCUUACAGUCAUAUUGAACUUCAUCACGUAUUUUUCAAAAACUGAAAAGAUGAGGAAGUUAUUGAAUAGAAUCAGAGAAGAUUGGGAACUAUUCACGAAAGACAAUGGAUUAAAUAUACUUCACAAAUAUGCCAGUCAAGGACGGAAAUUUACACUUUUCUAUGCUGGUAGUUUGUACUUAUGUAGCAUGUUUGUAACGCUGAUACCCCUCGAAUUGAGACUCAUAAAUAUACUAUUAAAAACGAACAUCAGUGUUCCGAAAUUUUUCAUACCGAUGGAAUAUCCUAUGGUCAAUGUCGAUAGAUAUUACUACUGUAUCUUCUGCCUGACGCAGAUGUCGGUCAGCAUUAUCAUGCUGAUGAUAGUCACCUACGAUAUCUUCUUCUUUCUCUGUGCGCAGCAUAUCUGCGGAUUAUUUGCCGCUCUAGGCGCUGCUAUCGAAAGAGUCCCGACUGCGCCUCAUCUGGACAAACGGACACAUGUCAAAUUACUUGAUGAAAUUCUUCACUGGAAUACUUUCAUCCUGUUAGGAUUGACUAUGGUUGAUAUGAGUAUGAUUGAAUUGCAGUUGGUACUACAUUUGAAGGACAUCAGUAGAGUUUUGAAGAAUUUCAUUUUCAUCGGUUCCGUAAUGAUGCGUUUCUUCAUCGUAUGCUUCGUCUCUCAACGGGUGACAAAUCAUAGUGUUGAUUUCCAGAAAAAUAUAAUGAAUUCACAGUGGUGUGACACCUCACGAAGAUCCCAAAAUUUGAUAAAAUUCGUCAUGAUGAGGAGCCAGAUACCAUGUCAGUUGACUGCGGGUAAGGUCCUAGUAAUGUCAUUCGAAUUAUUUACAGUGAUUAUGAAGACAUCUGGUUCGUACUUCACAAUGCUUUUGGCAAUGCAAUGAAGCACCAAUGAAUCUUGCCAAUGACUCGUUAAAAUUCUGUAGAAUGAUUUCAACUGAAUAAAAAUGAAAUUUUGUGGCA